This is a messenger RNA of Dissoconium aciculare CBS 342.82, 1326 nucleotides long. Its product is annotated as peptidyl-prolyl cis-trans isomerase 11. Gene Ontology annotation, biological process: protein peptidyl-prolyl isomerization. Gene Ontology annotation, cellular component: intracellular membrane-bounded organelle. The coding region runs from base 393 to 926 and encodes 177 amino acids. The record is from RefSeq and is a predicted model, not a curated record. Gene Ontology annotation, molecular function: peptidyl-prolyl cis-trans isomerase activity. NCBI's taxonomy places the organism in Eukaryota, Fungi, Ascomycota, Dothideomycetes, Mycosphaerellales, Dissoconiaceae. The transcript is spliced from 2 exons.
CUCACGAUGACGGAGAUUGAGACUGUCUGCCAUGUCCAGUGACCUUGAUGCUGUCGUUACAAUUGGUAUAGGACAUGCUUCAUGAGGAUAGAUUGUUAAGGACGUAGUCAUCCUUAGUCAUCCCCACAUCGUUAAUUUUGCGAUUGGUCACAUUUCACUUGGUCGCGUUGGAGAUGAGCAAUCUGAUACCCGCACGACAGCAGUCGCCAAAGUCUUCUCAACACAAUUCGUUUAAAGUCAUACGCUCGGAAAAGAACCUGGUCGGAGAAGGAUUCUGGCUGUAAAGUCAUUAACGCACACGACUCGAUAGAACCCGCUGGAAACUCAAGCUACUACCACGCAGAUCUCGUCAACCUCGCCGCGCCACUCUCCAUGAGAACAAGACAUCAACAAUGGCAUCGACAACCAGCUCCCCCAACCCGAUCGUCUUCUUCGACAUCACCCUCGGCGGCGAGCCACUGGGCCGCAUCAAGAUGGCCCUACACGCCGACGUCGUCCCCCGCACCGCCGAAAAUUUCCGUCAAUUCUGCACGGGCGAGUCGCUGGACGAGAAAGGUCGACCGCAAGGCUACAAGGGCACGCGAUUUUUCCGCGUCAUCGCCGAUUUCAUGUUGCAGGGAGGCGACUUUAUCAAUGGCGAUGGCACUGGAAGUACGUGUAUUUACGGCACAAGGAAUUUUGCGGAUGAGGGAUUCGCGGGUAAACAUGAUGCGGAGGGAGUGCUGAGUAUGGCGAAUUCUGGACCGAACACAAAUGGCUGCCAAUUCUUCAUCACAUGCAAGCCUACGCCGCAUUUGGACGGCAAACAUGUUGUCUUCGGCAAAGUCAUCGAGGGAAUGGACAUUGUCAAGAUGAUGGAGCGGGUACGCGUGCGAGGCGAGAAGCCGGUGCAGGACGUUGCGAUCGCGCAGUGUGGUGAGAUGUGAAAUUGUAGCCUUGCAGGCAUGUCUUCGCCAAUGGGCCGCAAUUAGAACCGCAGCGAGCAUUCAUAUCACUUUGAGCCAUGACGCCUCGUGCGUAAGACGCGGUCCUCGUCACUCCUUCAGCCGUCCAAUGAGCGGCAAUAUCUGUUUCUAGUUGCUGAUGUACAUCACGCCGAUUAUGAACAACUUUCUGCCCUCACAGCGCGGAAACGAGGGAUACGAGGGAACGUAUAUUGCAGCACGGAUAGCGAUCGUACAUACACAUUCUACGCGAUAGACUCAGAUAUGCGACGAGGCUGCGUGCGAAUCGUAAAAUAUCUUUCAAGCCUGUCCCUCGGAAGCUGAGACAUGUUCGCGUCAACUUGCGCAUAUAUAUAUCUCAUGGCUGUGCGCGAACAAAUGC